AAUGGAAUCAAAGCGGGGAAAAAGCUGGAAAAUUAGGUAACAAAUGUAAUGAGAGACGCGAGAGAGAAGAAAACAAAGAAACAAGCAAAGGCGUUGCCUCCACGACAAACAAGGAAUUAAACGCGGGAUCUACAACGUUGGGCGCGUCUUUGACAACCAGAGAAGUGCUCUGGUUUCUAUCGCCCUCACAUUUUUCUCGCUUCCCAUUUCGCUAAUCAGUAAUCACCGACCCAAUAUUCUCUCUCGUUCUCUUUCCUUUUAUUUCCACUAUCGAUUCCUGAAAGUCACUGUUGAGAAAUCAUUUCGAUUUUUGCUCUAGUUUCUGAGUCUUCAAGGUACUUCUUUUCAUUUCUUCUAUGAAUUUUUCUUCGUAUUUUCCCUACUAUGUUUUCAUCGGGUUUUAGCUGUUUUGUUGGGUUUCUUUCAAUUUUGAUUUUUUCUUACCGAGUUUAGUCGAGCGUGCCUUGUGCAAAUCUACUGUUGGAUCAGCCUAGUGUAAUUAGAUGCAUAUCUGUUGUUGAAUUUGGAAGUCUAAUAUGCUUGCCCAAUCUAUUUAUGUUCAUAAACGAAUAUACAUGAACUGUAGUUUAUCAUCUUUUCGAUUUAUUGGAUUUCACUGACUUACUGGGACUAUUAUCUAUCCGUUUAAAAAUGCAAUUGCAUACUGUUGGUCAGUUUGCCUUAAAGUGUUUGAUAUUUCGCUCCAACCAAGUUGAAGAUGUCUAGUUUUGUGGGCGUCCUUGUUUCUGAUCAGUGGCUUCAGAGCCAAUUCACACAAGUUCAACUUCGAAGUCUUAAAUCAAAAUUUGUAUCAGUGAAGACUCAAUCUGGACGAGUCACUGUGGGAGAUUCCCCUGUUUUUAAGAAAGUGAAGGCUUUCGGUGAUUUGUUCAAUGAGGAUGAGAUUGAGUGUAUCUUGAGGGAGUCAUAUAAAAACAUGGAUGAAGAAAUUGACUUUGAGACCUUCCUUCAGGCAUAUUUAAAUUUGCAAGGCCGAGCAAUGGAGAAAUCUGGCAGUUCAAAAAAUUCUUCUUCAUUUUUGAAAGCAACCACCACAACUGUUCAUCAUGCUAUUAAUGAAUCUGAGAAAGCUUCUUAUGUUGCGCAUAUUAACAGUUAUUUGGCAGAAGAUAAAUUCAUGAAGCAAUUUCUUCCCAUUGAUCCAUCAACAAAUGCUUUAUUUGAUCUUGCAAAAGAUGGAGUUCUCCUAUGCAAGCUUAUAAAUAUCGCUGUUCCUGGCACCAUAGAUGAACGAGCUAUUAACACAAAAAAGAUUCUUAAUCCAUGGGAGAGAAAUGAGAACCAUACCCUUUGCCUCAAUUCUGCUAAAGCUAUUGGGUGCACAGUGGUAAAUAUUGGCACACAGGACCUAGUUGAAGCUAGACCACAUUUGGUACUUGGCCUCAUUUCACAAAUAAUUAAGAUUCAAUUGUUAGCUGAUCUCAAUCUGAGGAAAACUCCCCAACUUAUGGAAUUAGUGGAAGACAGCGAGGAUGCUGAAGAGCUUAUAGGUUUACCACCUGAAAAAGUUUUAUUAAAAUGGAUGAAUUUCCACUUGAAGAAAGCUGGAUAUGAGAAGCAGGUCACCAACUUCUCUUCAGAUGUAAAGGAUGGAGAAGCUUAUGCAUAUUUGCUUAAUGCUCUCGCUCCGGAGCAUUCAGGUCCAGCAGCCUUGGCCACAAAAGAUCCAACUGAAAGAGCAAACAUGGUUCUUGAGCAGGCAGAGAAAUUAGAUUGCAAGAGAUAUCUCACUCCUAAUGACAUUGUGGAGGGGUCACCUAACCUUAAUCUUGCAUUUGUUGCUCAAAUUUUUCAGCAUAGAAAUGGCCUUGCAGUUGAUAGCAAAAAAGUGUCCUUUGCUGAGAUGAUGACUGAUGAUGCACUGACGUCUCGUGAAGAAAGAUGCUUCAGAUUAUGGAUAAACAGUCUUGGAAUUGCUACUUAUGUCAAUAAUGUUUUUGAGGAUGUCAGAAAUGGAUGGGUUUUGUUAGAAGUUCUUGAUAAGGUUUCACCUGGAUCAGUAAAUUGGAAGCAGGCAACGAAGCCUCCUAUAAAGAUGCCAUUUCGAAAAGUUGAGAAUUGCAACCAAGUUAUAAAGAUUGGGAAGGACCUAAAGUUAUCCCUAGUGAAUGUUGCUGGUACUGAUAUUGUUCAAGGGAAUAAGAAGCUCAUAAUAUCAUAUUUGUGGCAACUAAUGAGGUUUAGCAUGCUUCAACUUCUGAAAAACCUAAGAUCACACUCCCAAGGUAAAGAGAUCACCGAUGCUGAUAUUCUAAACUGGGCGAACACUAAAGUGAAGAAAGCAGGAAGAACUUCCCAAAUGGAGAAUUUCAAGGAUAAGAGUCUCUCCGGUGGAAUUUUCUUCCUUGAGCUUCUGAGUUCUGUGGAAGCAAGGGUAGUCAACUGGAGUCUUGUUACAAAGGGGGAGACUGAGGAAGAUAAGAAGUUGAAUGCAACAUAUAUAAUCAGUGUUGCUCGAAAACUUGGCUGUUCCAUUUUCCUGUUACCUGAGGACAUAAUGGAGGUGAACCCGAAAAUGAUACUUAUUUUGACUGCUAGCAUCAUGUAUUGGAGCCUGCAACAACCAGAAGAUAAUAGCAUCCCAGAAGUUACAGUAGAUGAAGAAAACAAAACAAAUUUGACUAAUGAGAUAUCCAAUUUGGCCAUUGAUGACAACGAGGACGAGGACGAAGAUGAUACUGUUUCAGAGAAAGCUGAAACCCAAUAGUGGUUAAGAAAAUACAAAAUACAGUCUUCUUCAUAGAAAUAGCUUAUUUCUUUACAUUAUAGAGAAUCGCACAGAAGUGUCCUGUAAAUUUUUCUUCAAAUUAGAGCUUUUUGGUUGUUAGGCAUAUUCUUUGACGGGAAUUUACAUGCAAUUGUUCCCAGUAAUUUUAGAUGGGGACAAAAAGGGGACUGUAUUAUUUUCUGGAUUAAUACCAAAAUUACUUUCAUUUAUGCAUGAACAUGUUGAAAUUGAAAUUAUAUGAAGAAUUGAUCAUGUACUUUUUCAGGCUUCCCGUUUGAAAUUAUAUGAAGAAUUGAUCAUGUGCUUUUUCA
This is a messenger RNA of Prosopis cineraria, 3060 nucleotides long. Its product is annotated as fimbrin-5-like. Gene Ontology annotation, biological process: actin filament network formation; actin filament bundle assembly. Gene Ontology annotation, molecular function: actin filament binding. Lineage: Eukaryota; Viridiplantae; Streptophyta; Magnoliopsida; Fabales; Fabaceae. Gene Ontology annotation, cellular component: cytoplasm; actin filament bundle; actin filament. The record is from RefSeq and is a predicted model, not a curated record.